Camelina sativa (false flax) is the source of this 2366-nucleotide messenger RNA. Its product is annotated as inorganic pyrophosphatase TTM1-like. Gene Ontology annotation, molecular function: kinase activity; ATP binding. NCBI's taxonomy places the organism in Eukaryota, Viridiplantae, Streptophyta, Magnoliopsida, Brassicales, Brassicaceae. The record is from RefSeq and is a predicted model, not a curated record.
CGCUAGUUUUUCUAUAAACUUCCGUCUUGUUGUUUCCAUCAUCUUUCUUACUCUCUCUCAUUGACUGCUUCGAAAAAAUAUCUCCAACUAUAUUCUUGCUAUCGUGUUUCUGGGUUCCGGAGAAUUCGGAAAUAAUCUCCGGCGACGUUUAAUCCCCCGAUUUGACUCUUCUUCCGCUUCCAGAUUCUCUUCUUCAUUGCAACUUUUGGGGAGGCAAUGGCGCUCGAUAAUUCUGUUGCUCUGUCACCUCGCCGACGGCAUGGUUUGCUGCGGGAUCAGGUUCAGCUUAUCAAAAGAAAGGACUCUGGCAGAUAUGAGAUUGUUCCAAUUGAGGAUCCAUUGUCUUUUGAAAAAGGCUUCUACGCUGUUAUUCGUGCUUGCCAGUUAUUGGCUCAGAAGAACGAUGGACUCAUUUUGGUUGGGUUAGCUGGUCCUUCUGGAGCUGGCAAAACCAUUUUCACUGAGAAAAUUCUCAACUUCAUGCCUAGUAUUGCUAUCAUAAACAUGGACAACUAUAAUGAUGGUUCUCGUGUGAUCGAUGGAAACUUUGAUGACCCACGGUUGACUGACUAUGAUACACUUCUUGACAAUAUACAUGGCCUAAGGGAUGGCAAACCUGUUCAAGUUCCAAUAUAUGACUUCAAGUCAAGUUCCCGAAUUGGUUACAGAACACUUGAGGUCCCUAGCUCUCGCAUUGUUAUUCUUGAAGGCAUAUACGCUUUGAGUGAGAAACUACGGCCUUUGCUAGAUCUUCGUGUCUCUGUCACUGGUGGAGUGCAUUUUGAUCUUGUCAAGCGUGUUUUGCGGGACAUUCAACGCGCUGGCCAGGAACCUGAAGAAAUCAUUCACCAGAUAUCUGAGACGGUUUAUCCUAUGUACAAGGCGUUUAUUGAACCUGAUCUGAAGACGGCUCAGAUUAAGAUCCUUAACAAGUUUAACCCCUUCAGUGGCUUUCAGAACCCAACAUAUAUUUUAAAGUCAACGAACGAUGUAACACCUGAACAAAUGAAGGCAGCUCUGUCUGAAGAUUGUAAGGAACGUACUGAGGAAACUUAUGACAUAUAUCUGCUACCACCAGGCGAGGAUCCUGAAGCAUGCCAAUCAUACCUUAGAAUGAGGAACCGGGAUGGAAAAUACAAUCUCAUGUUUGAGGAGUGGGUUACAGAUCAUCCAUUUAUCAUAUCACCCAGAAUAACCUUUGAAGUCAGCGUUCGUCUUCUCGGAGGAUUAAUGGCACUGGGCUAUACCAUUGCAACGAUCUUGAAAAGAAAAAGUCAUAUCUUUGAUGAUGACAAGGUAAUUGUGAAAACUGAUUGGUUGGAGCAACUAAAUCGGACAUAUGUUCAGGUACAAGGUAAAGACCGUUCCUUCGUCAAAAAUGUGGGAGACCAACUUGGAUUGGAAGGUUCAUAUGUUCCACAUACAUAUAUCGAACAGAUACAGCUGGAGAGUCUUGUAAAUGAUGUUUUGGCUUUACCAGAUGACUUGAAGACAAAACUUAGCUUAGAUGAUGAUACAGUUUCUAGCCCUAAAGAAGCCCUCUCAAGAGCUUCUGUUGAUAGUAGAAUGAAAUAUCUUCACGGGGAAUCAUCUGACUUGUGUAGUGAUGCACGUCUUAACAGCGGUGUAUCAAAGUCUUACACAAAUCAAAGACACAAAGUCUUGCCUAACUUGACAAGACUUGCUGUUAACAACAGAAUGUUAGAUGCCAGAGCCCCUGCUUCACCGGCCACUCUUCCAAAUCAGGGUUUUAUCACUCAGCUCUCGGACCAGAUAUCAACACUGAACGAGAGGAUGGAUGAAUUCACAUCCCGCAUUGAAGAGUUGAAUUCCAAGAUCCCGAACAAGAUAGCGGCUUCAGGUAGUCAACAUAACUUGGCUUUACCGAUCGAAAACGGUAAUGGGUCUGCCUUAGCGCUUUCCUCAUCAGCAUCUCAGCUCGUAAGGGAAUCUCCUCUGACGGAAGAGGUCGUACUUGUUGCUCGUGGACAGCGUCAGAUAAUGCAUCAAAUGGACACCCUGAGCAAUCUUCUUCGGGAGUAUGUUGGAGAAAGGACUCGCAUAGAGAGACUCGACAGCAACAGAACAAACAGCACAACACAAAACCUCGGAUCUUCUACUGUAACUAUUCUUCUUGGUUUGGCCAUUGGCUGCGUUGGCAUUUUUGCCUACAGUCGUCUAAAAUAGUUGCUGUAACAGUUGGUUACUUCACUGUGAAAACCCAGGCUUUUUGAAAUAGUUGCAAUGAUGUAAAUAACAUGGUUUGGGAUACACACUGGACAAAUUCAGUCUUGACAAUGUAAGCAUAAAAGACUGAUACGGCUUACAUUACCGUUUAGAAAGACUCAACACUUUUUCUCGUGGAA